This is a messenger RNA of Solea senegalensis (Senegalese sole), 1314 nucleotides long. RefSeq names its product keratin, type I cytoskeletal 13-like. Bases 51 to 1274 code for a protein of 407 amino acids. The record is from RefSeq and is a predicted model, not a curated record. Gene Ontology annotation, molecular function: structural molecule activity. The transcript has 7 exons. Lineage: Eukaryota; Metazoa; Chordata; Actinopteri; Pleuronectiformes; Soleidae.
AGCUAUAAGAGGACACCCAGGUUCCUGCUGCUCUUCACUAUCCAGCAACCAUGAACUCCUUCUCCACCCGAAGCGGCACAAUGAGGACCUCCACCAUGAUGGGUCCCUCCAUGUCCACCUCGUCUCGUCGCCUCAGCGGUAUGAGCUCCGGCAGUGUCUACGGAGGAGCCGGAGGACUUGGAGUCCGCAUCUCCAAGUCCGCCUCCACCUUCUACUCUCCCACCACCGGCUCUUCUGUGCUGGCUGUAGCCGACAACGAGAAGUCCACCAUGCAGAACCUCAACAACCGGCUGUCCUCCUACCUGGAGCAGGUCCGCAAGCUGGAGGCGGCAAACGCCGACCUGGAGCUGAAGAUCCGUCGCUUUCUGGACAACAAGGCCAAGCCGGAGGUUCAUGACCUGAGCGGCUUCAACGUCCGCAUUAGAGAACUGCAGGGACAGAUCUGCGCGGCCGCUCGUGGAAACGCCGCCGAGGUUCUCGCCAUCGAUAACUCUCAGCUCGCCAUCGAUGACUUCAAAAUCAAGUACGAGAACGAGCUCGGCAUGCGUCAGUCGGUGGACGCCGACGUCGCUGGACUGAAGAAUGUCCUGGACCAGCUGAUGCUGAGUCGCAGUGACCUGGAUAUGGAGGUGGACGGUCUGAAGGACGAGCUGCUGCUUCUGAAGAGGAACCACAACGAGGACCUGCUGGCUCUGAGGUCUCAGAUGGGCGGUCAGGUGAACGUGGAGGUGGACGCUGCUCCUCAGGAGGAUCUGAGCACGCUCAUGGCCUCCAUCAGAGAACACUACGAGAACGUCGCCGCCAAGAACCGUGCUGAUCUGGAGGCGUGGUUCCACGCCAAGACAUCAGAGCUCAACAAAGAUGUGGCUGUGAGGACCGAGAACCUGCACACGACCAAGUCUGAGGUGACAGAACUACGCCGGAGUCUCCAGGCUCUGCAGAUCAAACUCCAGAGUGAGAUCAGCAAGAAAAAUGUUUUGGAGGGAACGUUGGCAGAGACCAAUCUCCGCUACACUAACAUGCUAGCAGGUUACCAGAGGCAGGUGGAGGUCCUGGAGGAGCAGCUGGCUCAGCUGAGGUCAGACCUGAAGAACCAGGAGACCCUGUACAGCGACCUGCUGGACAUCAAGACCCGUCUGGAGCUGGAGAUCGCAGAGUACCGGAGGCUGCUGGACGGAGAGUUGCAGAGUUCUACUAACGUCACCAGGAAGACCGUGACCAUCGUGCAAGAAGUCGACGCCUUUGGAAACGUUUUGUCCACCAGCCGCAAUUAGAGCAAACGUAAACAACAUUAAACCAAGCAACUGUAAACAA